Arachis stenosperma is the source of this 1263-nucleotide messenger RNA. RefSeq names its product F-box/kelch-repeat protein At3g23880-like. The transcript has a single exon. Gene Ontology annotation, molecular function: protein binding. The record is from RefSeq and is a predicted model, not a curated record. Lineage: Eukaryota; Viridiplantae; Streptophyta; Magnoliopsida; Fabales; Fabaceae. The coding region runs from base 27 to 1205 and encodes 392 amino acids.
UUCAAUUCUGCAUUCUCGUUCCUGUCAUGUCGCUUCCCGAAGAAAUCGUGGAGGAGAUUCUACUCAGGGUUCCCGUGAGUUCACUUCUUCCUUUAAGAACCGUCUGCCGCUCAUGGAGAACCCUAAUUUCGAGCUCCAAAUUCGCCAAGGACCAUGCUCGACGUUCAAUCUUGGUGGAUCCAACCUUGACACAUCCACGAAUUGCUUAUUACGGCGAUGACUACAAAUACCGAGGAAUCGGAAUCUUCUCAAUACGAUCCGUCUUCGAGAACACUUUUCGUGAGCCUACUCAAGUCACGUGCUUCCAGCACCAGACACAACGCUACUUCAGAGCCAUUGGCUCUUGCAAUGGAUUGCUCUGUUUGGUUGAUGAAGCUGAUCAUCCUAACACCGUGAAAGCCAUCUUGUGGAACCCCUGUACCGGAUCCACAUCCGAGCCGACGCCAGAAAUCGGUGGUUUCUUCGUUGUUUGCGGCUUCGGUUACGAUCGCGUCAGUGACAGAUACAAGCUCUUCGGGAUCCUAACAGAUUUGGAAUCAUAUAAACGCAGGUCUGUAAUUUACACAUUUGCCCCUAAUUCGUCAUGGAGAACGAUUCAGGAUGUGGAUUUGAACCUACUUGGUCAUAUCGACGUGAAUAACAGAGACGGAGAAUUUGUUAACUCCAGUAACAGUAACACUCUUAAUUGGGUAGGGAGAAAUGGCGUGGUUCUUUCCCUUGACUUAGGGAACGAGACUUACAGUUAUUUUUGUCUCCCUGAAAGAGAUCCGGAAGAUAAUCUGAGAGUUAGCGUGGAAUUAUCGGUGUUAAGGAACCGUCUUGCAGUUUGUUUUGAGCAUAAGAGAAGUGAUUGGGCUGUGUGGGUGAUGGAGGAGUAUGGAGUAACUGAAUCUUGGACUAGAUUGCCUUUAAUUCCACACCAAAUGGUUAAUCCUAAUGAUGAUCGUUGUUUGCGACCCCUGUACAUCUCGGAUGAUGAUGUUCUUCUCGCCAUUACUCCGUCUUUCAGAAUUGUUUUGUGUGAUUUAAAGGUGAAAUACGUCUUAUUAUUCCCCAUGAUUGUUGGCGGCUUUGUUGAUAAUGAUCUUUAUCUAUACUCUCAGUGUACAUAUGCAAAGAGCUUUUAUGUUUAUCAUGAAAGUUUAGUUUCGCCAUCACACUAUGCUAUUGCAAGUAGCCGCUUCAUCAAACCCGUUGCCUCUUAAACACUAGGUACAAACUACAAAGUAACAUGUAGUUCUUUGAUUUUUGUUUGUCGAUUCU